AUGAUGAGGAUACGCUCUGUUUUUGUCACGCUCUUUGGGGCCUUUUCUUCGCUGCCAAUGACAACAGCCGCCAAUUGGGGUUUCCCCUACGGAACUCAAAAAGUACGCGGUGUUAACUUGGGGGGAUGGCUUGUCCUCGAGCCCUGGAUUACUCCCUCUUUGUUCGAUAACACUGGCGACUCGAGGAUUGUCGAUGAAUGGACUUUUGGUCAAUUUCAGGAUAAGGCAACCGCUACAAGCGUUCUUCAGAAUCACUGGAACACGUGGAUUACCGAGGCGGACUUCGCAGCCAUUGCUGCUGCUGGCCUCAACCAUGUUCGACUUCCUAUCGGCUAUUGGGCAUUCGACGUGUCCGGGGGCGAACCUUUCAUACAAGGACAACUUCCAUAUCUUACCAAAGCGGUCACUUGGGCACAAAACCACGGGUUAAAGUUAAUUGUUGACUUACAUGGCGACUAUGACAACUCUGGUCAGAAAAUGAGCUCACCGACAUGGCAAACCAAGCAAAACAAUAUUGAUCGUUCUGACGCUAUCAUCAUGCGUUUGGCGUCCAUGUUUGCAGGAAACACCGGCACGGUGCCCAUCAUUGCCCCUCUAAACGAUGACCAGUUAUUAUCCGUUACCAGACAGUACUGGUACGAUAGCUACGGAAACAUCAGAUUUCCAUUCGGGACAUCGCAGCAGAGCAACAUAGUCGUGAUGAUCCAUGAUGCCUUCCAACCUCUCAGCUACUGGAGUAACUUCAUGCCUUCUCCCCAAUGGCAGGGCGUUAUAAUUGACACUCACAUUUACCAGAUGUUCUCUCAAGCCCUGGUUUCCCAAACCAACGCUCAGCACAUAUCUACCGCAUGCGGCCAGCUGUCUUCCCUCUCGAACUCCCCGCUCUGGACUGUUGUUGGAGAAUGGACUCCUGCCCCCAACGACUGUGCCAAAUAUCUGAAUGGCCGUGGCACAGGUUCUCGUUACGAAGGCACCCUUUCCGGAUCAACGAGAGUUGGGAGUUGCACGGGCCUCACUGGGAAAGCUUCAGGCUUUAGCUCUAGUUACAAGACCUUCCUCCGCCAGUACUGGGAAGCGCAGACCCAAACGUACGAAAAGGGAAACCAAGGAUGGAUUCAGUGGACGUGGAAAGCUGAAGCUGCUGAUGAAUGGAGCUACCAGGCUGGUUUAGCUAACGGUUGGAUUCCGCAGAACCCUACAAACUAUCAAUUCCCGAAUAUCUGUGGAUAA
Molecule: messenger RNA, 1230 nt
Organism: Psilocybe cubensis
Lineage: Eukaryota; Fungi; Basidiomycota; Agaricomycetes; Agaricales; Agrocybaceae
Exons: 9
Coding region: 1-1230 (409 amino acids)
Biological process (GO): glucan catabolic process
Cellular component (GO): cell surface; extracellular region
Molecular function (GO): beta-glucosidase activity
Source: RefSeq, a predicted model, not a curated record